This is a messenger RNA of Chara braunii, 3939 nucleotides long. The record is from the annotation of a GenBank genome assembly. NCBI's taxonomy places the organism in Eukaryota, Viridiplantae, Streptophyta, Charophyceae, Charales, Characeae.
GGGUUUGACUGGGUCCAGCCACUGGCCUGACUUUGAGUUUCCAGUAGAGAGGGUCAAAUCCGCAAAGAAUCAUGGCGCUACUCGGUUCUGAAGUGUUUGUAGGCGCCGCUGUGGGCGCUCUGUUCGGUCAGCUGGGAGCAGAGAUCACGAUCUUCGGAAAAGGAGUGACAAGAUUCUGCAAAGAAUGCCCGUCACACGAGGAAGUAUGCCAUGAGAUCGAAGUGGAUAUUCUCCUCGUUAAGCCCGUGAUAGAGGAUCUUCAGCGCUCAGUGUCUGCGUCAUCGGUGAAUGCUGUGGCCAGUGAGACAAUAAAAGAACAUGUUCGUAACCUGCAAAAUGACGUCCGUCAAAUGCAUCUAGACCUAGAAGAGAUUCGGAUUCGGCAGUCGGGAGUCGUCUCAUCAUUUCUGAAGCAGAUCGUGUGGGGCAACGGAUGGGUGGACAAGGGAUUGAGGACCCUCCAGAGCCGUGUGAAAGAUUGGAUUUCCAAAUACCACAUGCUUAGUCCAGUGCUUAUCUCCGAGGUCCGAGAGAUGGUUGCCGAGCUGUCACAAGACGGAGCGCGAGCGGGGCUCCAGGUGAACGAGGUCCAUGAGAUGGUAGGUAAGAUACUGCAGGCCGUAACUCCCGCCGAACCACCGGGAUCACAUCCAGUUGCACCCACCGGCGCUGUGGCCGCUACACCGUCGACACGGUUUUCCGGUACUCUGCCGUUACCAGGCGGAGUGGCUGCUACUUCUGUGUGUGGCGUGGUCCCCACACACGGAGUUCCUACUGCUCCUAAGGCGGCGUAUUUCCCCCCAAUACCGGUUGAAGGCCACCUGUAUGGCCUGGAUGAAGGUAGUUGGGAGGUGCAAUGGACAUUGCGUCAUGGGCAGUACGAGUCCCCCCAUGCGCCGUCACAGCCUCGACAGGGGCCAGAGAUCGUUUGCAUCCACGGUAUGGGUGGGGUGGGGAAGACCACACUGGCAAAGCUUGUUCACAAUAGCGAGGAGAUGAAGGGCCAUUUUCCUAGUGGCAGAGUGUGGGCCGUCUGUGGGCAGUUGAAUACGGGCUUUCAGGUCCUUCAAGGGCUAUGGCGGAAGUGGUGGAAAUUGACGCAGAUAGGUGAGCCGCCCUCACUGGAUGACCAGAUCGAGGGGGAGAGUAGAUUGAAUGAGAUUUUGAGCGGAAAGAAGGUUCUUGUUGUCAUCGACGAUGUGUGGCGGCCCUCUCAGAUCGAUUGGGUUGAAAGAGUGCUUCCCAGAAACUGUAGUGUGAUAAUCACAACCAGGAACGCAGGCGUGGUCCCCACACAUGGAGUGGUGGGUCACCAGGUAAAACCCUUGGGAGAUCGGGAGUCAUUGAAACUGCUUUGCCAGUGUGCGUUCGGGACAGAGUUCCCGCCACCGGAGCUAAGCGCAGUUGUUGAGCAGGUGUGCCAGCGCUGUGGGGGUCUGCCCCUGGCCCUCCGGGUGGUGGGCGGAAACUUGUCCACACACUGCGAGGACGCUGACAUGUGGGAGAGUUGGCUUGAGUUCCUCGAUCCGUCCCAGAAGCGCUGCCAAAUUCAGCCUGGAUCUAACUAUACCGAUUUCGAGGAACGAGUUAUAGGGGUGCUGCAGAGAUCGAUUGAUGCAUUGAAGCGCGAGAACCCAGUCUUUCUAGAUAUGUUCCUUGACUUGGUGGGUUUUCCAGAGGAUUAUCGGAUACCGCGCAAUGUGAUUGUUGCGCUGUGGUCCAUUUAUCCAACAGUCGGGGACAUGAGAAGUGCGAAGCACAGGCUUGAGAUAUUUAUCAGGUUGUCACUGGUCGAGGUCCAGGACGACAAUCACGUCAGUUUGCAUGACAUGACGCGGGAAGCAGGGAUUUUCAUGAUCAGAUCACCAAGCGAACCGCCCGUGAUGUUGGGUAACCUCGAUACGCUGGCCAAUGAUGACGGCGAGAGCACGUCUGGCGGGCAGCAACGACUGUUUCUGACGGGCAAUGAAUGCGAUGGCGACUUGGUAGCAAGGCAUGUGCAGAACGUCAGGAAACUCUCGUGGGUAGCACCGGAGUUUCUUACCAAGAGGAAUGAAGAGACUGGAACAGACGUGCUAUCGUCGGACUCCUGGACUAUGCCAAGGUUGGUGAGCUUUUGUGCCUUCUGGAAUGAAUCCGAUGUGAAGUUUCAUGAAAGAUGUCAGAUUGUCUGCCAGCAGUUUCUCCGCAGGAUUGCCGAGAGCGCGGAGCUCCGCAUAUUGCUGCUACUGAAUCUGAGUCCUUACGCUCUAGUUUCUGACUGGUUCGCAACAUUGCCGAACCUUCAGGUCCUGAUCGUCGAGUUCCCUCUCCACUUCCAGUACCUGCCAACGAUCUUCCCAUCCUCAGUUGCUCGGCUGCACAACUUACGGGUGCUUGACAUCAGGUUCAAUGGACUGCAGCCCAUGGCAGUUGACCCGGUGGCGAUCGAGAAACUUGCCGCGUUAAAGGUCUUAAGAAUAAUGCGCUUCAACUUGCUCGGCGCAACAGAUGACAUGAGCGGAGAUGAUGCCGAUGAUUCGGCAAGCGACAUGUCACUUCCGGUCGAACAAGUUCCCGCUGCCGUCGUCGACAAGCUCUUGAUGCCAGACCUGGAGGAGUUUGUGUUCGAGUGCAAGGGUCUCCGGGACACGGGUUUAUCACCCACGAUAGGGAAGCUCACAGCGUUGCGCUGCCUCAAAGUGUCGUGGUGUGACGAACUCACAAGAGUUCCGCCGGAGAUCGGGAACCUGCGCAACCUGGUGAAGUUGACCAUAUCACACUCAUCCCUUGGCGAGCUGCCCGCUACGAUUGGGCAGCUGCAAUGCUUAACGAAGAUGGUGGUUUUCGUUUCAAGUCUUGAAUCGGUUCCCGAAGAGAUUGGAGACCUCAGGAUGCUGGCUCGUCUCGACAUCUCCGUGGCUGAGCUGAAAGCAGUGCCGACGACCAUCGGAAACCUAUCGGGCCGCUUGGAACAUCUGGACUUUGCAUGCGCUUUGGCAAAGAUCGAGGAAAUUCCAAAACAGAUAGGGCAAUUGACUAACCUACGCAAACUUGACCUUCAGGGUGCCACGCUCAUCACUUCGCUCCCGUCGGAAAUCUCGAACCUGCACAAGUUGAAAAGCUUAGGCCUAUCGGAAUGCGAAAGUAUCGAGGCCUUACCGGAUGGUAUCGCACAACUCACCAAUUUGGAACUCCUUGAUCUCGACGGAUGCGCACAGCUGGAAGGUCUGCCGGAGGAGUUUGGCAACAUGUCAAAGCUGAAGGAACUCAGAUUGAACGGGUCAGGCAUCGUUGAGCUGCCCGCGUCCAUCAGCAGGCUAGAGUGGCUGAGAACGCUUCAUCUUCAGGACUGCCAGCAAUUGUAUGAGCUGAGAGUUGAACUCGGAUGUCUGACGCGUCUCAAGGAACUAUACUUGGAUGCAUCGUCUAUAACAGAGAUCCCUCGCUGGAUUACGAAUCUUCUCCGAUUGACCAAACUCGGUCUUCCGCCGGUGACGCAUCUGCCUGACGAAAUCGGAGAUAUGGAAAGUCUGGAGACGCUGGUCCUAAAAAAAUCCGACAUUACAGACCUGCCGGCCUCUCUGGGACGGUUGCACACGCUGACGGACCUGGAUCUCCAAAAUUGCAAGCAAUUGACAAGGCUUCCCGCAGAAAUCGGAUGUCUGUCGCAACUGGAAAGGCUUGGCUUGAGGGGCUCGGGUGUAGUCGAUCUACCUUCCUCGAUAAGCGGGCUGCAAAGGCUGGCAAAGAUCUUCCUUCAGGAAUGCACCCAACUGACCCGACUACCGCCGGAGCUGGCAUGUCUUCCCGAGCUCAAGGAGGUAAAGCUGGAGGCAUCUGGUAUACCGGAGCUGCCGUCCUGGCUCAGCAGCAGGUUGGUAAAACGAGCGGCAGCAAAGAAACACAGCUCUCCCUGACUAGUAUUGAACUGGGGACUAAAGCUGAUCCCAGACACUA